AUGACAUUGGGUAUGAGCCGCAGCUGCGCAGUAGCCGACGAGACAGGAGUGCUGCGUCAGCAUCGCGGUCGCCUCAUGCAGCUGGCGAGCAGUGGGUCGACCAAGCGACGAGCCUACAGUGCGCAACAUGCGCUCUUCAAGUCGGCGCCCACGCCAAGGCACUCGGGCAUCCCUGGCAAGCUGCUCUCCUUCGAAGAGGUGGUGCGCAAUGACCCGAGCUACACGCCGAACAUCGAGCACCUGGUGUUUCCGUCGCGUCGCAACAGCAUGCAGGCCACCAAGCAGGGUGCGGGGGCGGUGGUCGGAGGCGGCACUGGUGGUGGGGGUAGCAAGUCGGCCAGAGCGAGGCUGGCGGAGGUGUUCGCCCUCACCAGGAGUCAGGGGUCCCGGAAGACCCAGAGUCACGAGAAGAGUAAAUCGCGAGAGAACAGUGUCACCAGGUCGUCUUUCACGCAAAAAGCAAUAUGA
Messenger RNA from Nilaparvata lugens (brown planthopper), 468 nucleotides. RefSeq lists its product as uncharacterized. The coding region runs from base 1 to 468 and encodes 155 amino acids. The record is from RefSeq and is a predicted model, not a curated record. Lineage: Eukaryota; Metazoa; Arthropoda; Insecta; Hemiptera; Delphacidae. The transcript is spliced from 4 exons.